Messenger RNA from Ogataea polymorpha, 3384 nucleotides. RefSeq lists its product as uncharacterized. The record is from RefSeq and is a predicted model, not a curated record. Bases 1 to 3384 code for a protein of 1127 amino acids. The transcript has a single exon. Gene Ontology annotation, cellular component: trans-Golgi network. Lineage: Eukaryota; Fungi; Ascomycota; Pichiomycetes; Pichiales; Pichiaceae.
AUGAAUACCUACGCGUUCACGGUCCCUGCGCGGGUCAAGGCCCAGGUGGUUCCUCAGAACGGCCUUGACAGCGCUGAGUUCGCGACGUGUUUGUCCUCGCUGCAGCGGAUCGCAGAGGUCAGACUGGUAGACGUGAUGCCGUGUGCCGGGCUGUUCAACCCGCAGGCGUAUCCCCAGGGACACGUGAUGUACGACUUCACCACGGACGAUCAGGAUGCCUCGCAGCUGUUUCUGCUUGAUUUCGAGCCGUUUCGCAAAGUGUUCAAUACCAUAGGCAUUCUCAAGUGGACCGAGGAACUGGACGACGGAAAACUAUCAUCUCUGCACAAAAAUCUCAAAUCCCAGCACCCCAGCUCUCUGGGCCACUACAGCCUUGUUUUUGGGGCUCCAAAGGACUACAAAAGCGCCGUGCCUAACGUUUUCGCGGUGCUCGGCGACUUGGCCAACAUCGAGACGGUGAUUUGCGACGUGACGUCUAGCUUUCUCGGAAACCUUUCUGUCUACGUUUCUGCGUACCAGCACGUGACUCUAAGGUCGCCUGGGAUUGCCAGCGGCAGCGUUGCCAACGGCACGGCGAAAAAGCGGAUCUCGUCCUCUUUUGAGAGCCAGGACAAAAUCCGGGCCCAUAGAAACAAGGGCCGGCGACAAAAACUGUAUGCGAACUUCUACCUGCUGGCCGGCAACCUCAAGAACGCAUUGGCCGAGUUCUGCGAGAGUAUUUUGAAUUUGCAGUAUGCUGGCGACUAUCUGUGGCUGGCGUCUGGGUUAGAAGGACUGGGUCUGUGCAUGGCGCUGUUGGUGAAGCUGGAGGCGCCUUUCCAGCUACCGACAGAAAUUCUGGCACUGCUGGACAACGUCAAAAAGACGACACAAUCGCCUAUCGUCUCGCCUCGGCCGUCCUUUCAGUCAGCAAACGGCUUCCCGACCCAGCCAUCAAGUGCCGUGUAUUCCGUCGAGGCGGUCGAAAACCUCAUCAUCAAGGCGAUCGGCAAGUCCUUUGCGUACUACAGACAGAGUCUGCAGACGCCCGAGGACUACGCUCCGCAGAUGGUGCUGUGCGAGAGCAAUCUCCGGUAUAUCGACUAUCUGAGCUCCGUCAACGUCCACGACAGCGUGGAGCUGAUUUGCGGCAUCACAAGCGAUAUUUUCAACGAGCGAUUUGUGCACCUCCCGCCUACACAGCAGUACCGGAUCUACAACUCGAUGAUUCACGUCUACGGCAGGCUGAAUAUGGGGAGAAAACGGGCAUUUUUGAUUCGCGAGCUUCUGGAGCUCGUUCUGAAGCACCGACUGAUUGCAGAAGAGUCGUACGAUGGACAGCUGGAGGAGCUGCUGGACUCUGUGUUGCAAGUUUACGGAAUUGAUCGCCAAAAGCCACCAAACCAGAUUCAGAAAAAAGUGCUCGUGUCAGUGUUCCGAUUCUGCCACCACAUCAAGUACCACAAGGGAGUCGCAAAGUACGGCUGUUUUUUGCUGCGCGACUUCCACGUGAUGCUCUCAGAAAACGAACAGUCGCAUAUAUUUGGCAUUCUGUGCCAGCUCAACCAGGCGUAUCCCUACUGGGAUGACCAUCUCGUGCAAAACAUCAGUCUGUACCAGAAAGACAAGCUGAUCCAGGACGAACUGUGCGAGGCGGCGAUUGUGCUGCAGAACCCGUAUUUAUUUGAGCUGGAGGUGAAAAAUAUCAAGGUUGCAACCAACGGGUUCCCUGUUAAAACACAGCUGAAUCUGAAAAGCAGGGUCACUGGCACGUCCAAUACGUCGGUUACGUUAAAGCCGCACUCACAGACCACUGUCUCUGUGUUUGUGGUCCCUCUGAACCACGGAGACAUGGAAAUUACGGGUAUUUCUGCCGUGGUGAGCAAUUGCAAGGAGAGAACGUUCGAGUGGCUGGAAAAACAGCCUACAACGGCGAAAAACCCCGUCCCAGCGUGCAAGCCCCGGUCGUUGACGGUACCGGUGCUCUAUGAACAGCCGCUGCUGAGCCUAGUGGACGUCAAGCUGCCCAAUCGCUGGAUCAUGCUACUCGAAGGCGAGUGCAAGCGGUUUGACAUCGUGAUGAAAAACGCCUCGAAUGUCGAGAUCAACCAGCUCACGACGAAGUUCCUGGACUCGACAAUCGAGCCACUGAACCAGCUGCUUCAGAACAAAAACCUGCCCCCCAACGAGGUGUACGAGAUCGAGUACUACCUGAUCAAAAAGAAACCGUUCAAAAUCCUGAACAAAAACGAGGUUGUGCGGAUCGGGCCGGGCCAGGAGCUCAAACUCGAAAUGGAGAUAUGGGGGAAGCGGGGCGUGAAGGAGGCCAGCGUUAUUCUGGAGUACUCGCACAGAAAACAGGCUUUGCCAACCAAUUUCUUCCGCAAGCUCACCAUUCCCGUCAACGUGACCGUCUAUCCGAGCAUCGAGCUUGUUGGCUGCGACAUCAUCCCGCUCUCGUCGUCCACGAGGAUAUCAGAGUCCAACCAGGGCGCCACUUGGAAGUAUCUGGAGAAAAUGGUGGGCCAGGGCCACCAGAUGUCAGACUUCUGUCUGCUUGCGCUGGACCUGAUGAACUCCUGGACAGAGGAGAUGACGGUCACUUUCCAGUGUCUUCUGGAAGGUUCGAAAGACCACGAGUUCCAGCAGUCGAACGACGCAAUCGAAAACCCACCCGAGGACACCUACACGACGACGAUUGUGCUGCAGAGCAAAAAAAACGCGCGAACCUUGAUCCCGAUAAAAAGAAUCAAUUUCAACUACGAGUACCUCGAUCAGCGGGUCCCAAGUCUUCGCAACAAGCAGUUCAUUCUCGACACCAAGACGCCGGAACCGGAACAGCGGUUUGUCAAGCACGCGUUCUGGUACCGGCACGAGCUGCUGCAGCGGCUGCGCGCGCGGUGGCAGAUCUCACAAACUAACAGUAACUCGAUCUAUGCCGGAAGAGGAGGCAUUAUUGACAUCAGAAGCAUCCGGUUCUCGUCCAAGAUGGUGAGCGCAUUGGAGGUGGAGAAAAUUGGACUGGUUUUGGACGUGCUGGACACCGAGGACCGCAUUGUUGAUCCCGAAUCGUUGGAGCUGAACCAGUUCUACAGUAUACGCCUUAAACUCACCAACAGGAACUCGUGUGCGGUGGCUGGCAUGCUGCGACACGUUCCUGUGUGCCAUUCGCUAUUUGCAUCAAUUGACAAAAAGAUCCUAUACAACGGAGUGUUGCAGUUCAGUAUCGAGAAGCCCGUGCUGCCCAACGAGUCGCGGGAGUUUAUUCUCGGAGUUGCGUUUCUGGAGAAGGGCGAGUACGAGUGGGGGGCCAUCUUUGACGAAAUGAACGGCUACGAGGGGGGAACUAUCUCGCUCAAGCAUCAGCAUCUGCAAAGGGAGCAGCUGAAAAUAAAGGUGGACUGA